Andrographis paniculata is the source of this 3256-nucleotide messenger RNA. RefSeq lists its product as uncharacterized. Lineage: Eukaryota; Viridiplantae; Streptophyta; Magnoliopsida; Lamiales; Acanthaceae. Gene Ontology annotation, cellular component: nucleolus; small-subunit processome. The transcript has 13 exons. Bases 264 to 2951 code for a protein of 895 amino acids. The record is from RefSeq and is a predicted model, not a curated record. Gene Ontology annotation, biological process: rRNA processing.
AAACCCUCCCGCCGGCCUCCAUUACCGGCGACUGCCGCUUCUUCCGAAUCGGGAUUCAGUUAUAUCAACCGUGUUACCGCCGCUUCUCGUUUUCAUCCACCGACUCGAAGCCGACAUUAUCUUCCCAGUCAUAGCGGGACGGUUGAUUCAUAUAGGUUGGGCUUAUCUUUAGGUGACUGGGGGUUACAAACAUCCAUUGCAAAGUGGACAUUCUAACAAAAGAUAAAUUUUUUUUGGUCUGAUUACUCUCAGGAUCUGGUGCAAUGUUGGUCGAGAAAACCAAAAAAUCCAGGGAUAAUGGCACUCGAAGCUUCCAGAAAGAUAAAGAAUCUAUGGUCAAGAAAAGAAAGAGAUUCAGCUCCCGCAAUAAGAAGAAAAAGGAUGAAGCUAAUGAGAAAAGGCCUCGGCGCGGUCCUCAUUUGCCAAAUGCUUUGAAAAGGGAACUUGAUCAACUUAAGGAUCGGGAUAAUGAGGAGCUUUCAGACGGUGAUCAAGAGAUUGAUUCAGAUGAUGCAAUUGACCAUGAUGUAUAUGAAUAUGAAGAAGAGAUUCCAGAGGAGGAAUCCAAGAAGAACAGGCGGUAUGACACUGUUGAAAACUAUGAGUAUGAGCUUCCUAAAGAUUUUGAGGAUUGGAAGGUUGCAUCUGAUGAAGGCGAGGAUGAAGAUGAGGAUGACAACUCUGAUGGCAAUGAAUUUGAAGACAAAGAUGCUGGCAAGCAUGCAAAAAUGUUGGAAAAGAUUACUGGACUUCCUAGUGAUGCCUUUGAAGGUAGAAAAAAGAAAGACUUCAUCAUCUCUGAGGCUUAUCCAGAGUCUGAAUAUAAUCCUAGCAGUGAUGUUCUUGAUGGGGAUGGUCGAAUCAGCAUGCAAGACCUUUUGGACCAGCUGCAUGGAAAAUCUGGUUUCAGCAAAGUUCGGAAAGAUAUACACCGGAUGCAGAAAAAGUCUAUGCCCACACUUGCACCGCUCCCCAAGCCAGAACAAGAACGGUUGGAGCGAAAGGCUGCUUAUGAUCUAUCUAAGAAGGAUAUUACCAAGUGGGAACCUUUGGUUAAGAGGAAUAGAGAAGCACCAACUAUGUUUUUUGAUGAAGAUGUUGAUCUUGGAUUUUCAACUAUAGGAGCAAUUGCUUCAGAAUUUAAACCAAGAACUGAUUUUGAGAAGAAAAUUGCUUCCUUAGUCACCCAUAAUGAAGUUGUUGAAGCUCACAUCAAAGAUGGUGCCCGACUUCUUGAGCUGAACAAGAUAUCCAUCGAAGAUGUGAAGAAUAGACAGCAAGAGCUUGCUAAAAUGCGUAGUUAUCUUUUUCACCAUGAGAUGAGGUCAAAAAGAAUUAAAAAAAUAAAGUCCAAGACCUAUCACAGGGUGCUGAAAAAGGAACAAAGGAAGGCAGCGGAAGCAGCAAUUCAAAUGGAUCCAGAAGCUGCAAAGGAGAUGGCAAUGAAGCAAGAAUUUAAAAGGGCUGAGGAACGCUUGACUCUAAAACACAAAAACACCUCCAAAUGGGCAAAACGAAUUCUACAGCGUGGUCUCAAAGUCCAAGAUGAAGCAACCCGAGCUGCUCUUGGCGAACAACUUAAUCAACAUGCUGCUUUAACUAGAAAAAUUAAGUCUAUGAAAGAAAGCAGUAGCAGUGGUGAGAGUACUGAUGAAGAUGAUGAAAGUGAUGGCAUGAUGGGUGAUUCAGACCAAGAUGUUAAAUUGAAACGAUUGGAGAGGGCCAAGGAGAAAACACUUGAAGUAUUACAAGAGGAUGAAGAGUUACCUAAGUCUGGAGUGCUUUCUUUACCUUUCAUGGUGCGCGGUUUGAAAAAGAGGAAAGAGGCUGCUGACGAAGAGGCAAAGGUUGCUCUUGAAGAGUAUGAGUCUUCAUUGAAGCAGUUGGAAGAUCAUAGUGGGUUAAGAACUCAUGACCAAGAUGCCUCAAGUGGUAGGAUGGUUUUUGGUGCUACUAGGAAGGUUGUCAAUGAGACAAAGGAGAAGGUCAAAGUUAAUAACUAUUAUGGAAACAGUGACAGUGAAAAUGAUGAUGACCCCAAAGAUGAUUAUGUUAUUGAACACAAACAAGCUGAUAAAAAUCUAAGAGUGGCAGACGUCGACCAUAAUUUACUUCGAGAAGAGUUUGGGAUUAGUAACAAAUCCCUAUUUAAGAGCUUUCAGGAUUCUGAAGACCCAGAGCCCAAGUCAACUUAUGAGGUUGCAUAUUUAGCUUCUGAUUCAUGGAAGAAGAUAAAACAAUCUUCAGAUGCCACUAAACAGUUAGAAGACGCCAAAUAUGUUCCUAACUCUAAUCUAACACCAGUGGAAGAUAAUCAGCAUAUUGAGCAGGAUAAUGAUGAAGAUUCUGAUAGUGAUGGGGAAAUGGUGGAUGGAAUAUUAUCUUCUGGCCCUAAAUCUACUUAUGAGCUUCCUGGUCAAGCCGAGCUAAUACAACGUGCUUUUGCUGGUGAUGAUGUUGAAGAAGAUUUUGAGAAAGAUAAAGCGGAAAUUUUAAAUGAAGAAAAUCCUGAACCUGAAAAGCCUGUUUUACUUCCUGGAUGGGGCCAAUGGACAAACAUUCAGAAGAAGAAAGGUUUACCUUCAUGGAUGGUGGAAGAGCAUGAGAUGGCAAAAAACAGAAGAGAAGAAUCUCUGAAGAAGAGGAAGGAUGCACGCUUGCAUAAUGUCAUUAUUUCAGAAAAAUUGGAUAAAAAGGCUGAGAAACUGCAUACCAAGACACUGCCAUAUCCGUAUACAUCAAAGGAAGUAUUUGAACAGAGUAUUAGGAUGCCCAUUGGACCAGAAUUUAACCCUGCCACCACCAUUGGAGCUCUUAACCGCCCAGAGGUGGUGAAAAAAUCUGGUGUUAUCAUCAAACCAAUUAAAUUUGAGGAUGUUAGUGUCCAUGCAAGAACGGAAACACAUAAGCCCAGUGCUCGUAAACAGAGAAAGGGGAAAGGUAAAAAUUGAUUCAUGUAGAAGAUAGUGCUGAGGUGUAAAGGCUACAAUAUGUCCGCAGCAGAGCUCGUGUUGUCAAUUGGUUAGUAUUAUUUUGACAUGUUGCAUGACCCUGUAGAUUACUUAUUUAUGAGAUUCUAUUCACGGAAAGUUUUGUACUAUUUAUUUAGUUACACACAAUUAAGUAGCUUUUGUGAUUCCGAUAAAUAUUGUUUGAAUGCCACAGAGAGCAAUUCCAUAAAAUCACAGGAAUGUGCAAUGUAAUGUCCAUAAAAUCACAGGAAUGUGCAAUGUAAUGGCGACAUUAUUGUUGAUGA